UUCACUUUUGGCAAAAACAACCUAUUGACUUCAGUUUCAUGAAUCAGUGUUUCUGGUGCUAUGAAAAUGUCCUAUUUGGAAUGGGAAAUCCUCUGCUUGAUAUCUGUGCAGUUGUGGACAAGGACUUCCUUGACAAGUAUGGGCUGAAGCCAAAUGACCAAAUUUUGGCAGAGGAGAAGCACAAAGAACUAUUCGAAGAACUUGUGAAAAAGUUCAAAGUAGAAUAUCAUGCUGGUGGUUCCACUCAAAAUUCCGUUAAAGUGGCCCAGUGGAUGAUUCAGAGACCUCACAAAGCUGCAACUUUCUUUGGGUGCAUUGGCAAAGAUAAAUUUGGAGAGAUCUUGAAGAAGAAGGCUGAGGAAGCUCAUGUGGAUGCCCAUUACUAUGAGCAGAGUGAAGAGCCAACAGGAACCUGUGCUGCCUGCAUCACUAGUGAUAACAGGUCUCUUGUAGCUAACCUUGCUGCUGCUAAUUGCUACAAGAAGGAAAAGCAUCUUGAUUUGGAGAAGAACUGGAAGUUGGUGGAAAAGGCCAAAGUUUAUUAUAUAGCAGGAUUCUUCCUGACAGUGUCACCAGAAGCAGUAUUAAAAGUGGCUGCUCAGGCUUCUGCCAACAACAAGAUCUUCAGCUUGAAUCUUUCUGCACCAUUUAUAAGCCAGUUCUACAAAGAGCCGAUGAUGAAAGUCAUGCCUUACGUGGAUGUUCUUUUUGGAAAUGAAACGGAAGCUGCCGCUUUUGCUAGAGAGCAAGGCUUUGAGACUGAAGACAUUAAAGAGAUAGCCCGGAAGACACAAGCCCUGCCAAAGGUGAACACUAAAAGGCAGCGAAUUGUAGUCUUCACCCAAGGCAAAGAUGACACUGUAUUGGCUACAGAAAAUGAAGUGACUACUUUCCCUGUGUUAGUGAGUGAUCAGAGUGAAAUUGUGGAUACCAAUGGAGCUGGAGAUGCAUUUGUUGGAGGCUUUCUGUCCCAGCUCGUCUAUGACCGGCCGGUGACUGAGUGCAUCCGGGCUGGACAUUACGCGGCCAGCGUGAUUAUCAAGCGCUCAGGUUGCACCUUCCCCGAGAAGCCUGACUUCCACUGAUAGUGGUCAAUUGGAGGGAUCAAGAGUAACUUCUGUGUUGCCAUGGGAUUGCUGCCUAAAUUUUUCCUUCUUCCCUUUCCUUACCUUUCCAGUACCUGCAUCAACGCUUCUGUACUUCUGUUCAUUGUAUUCUAAACAAAAUAUAUAUUUCUAUGGGUUUUCCAUUUCAUACAUCUACCACGUCUCAGUAGUCUUAACUUUUGGGAACAGUGCUAAGUGAAGCUUAUUAUCUCAUCCAUCAGGAAAAAGUGUUCUAUUUACACAGUUUCCAAGGAAGUCCCUUUAAAUGACACUGCUGAUUAACACCAUUAAAGUACUUCUGUUGAAUUAUCUAGUUUGUAUCCAGCUGUGGCCAAAUGCUAUUCAACUUACAUGAACAGGGAGUUUACCUGUGUAAAGAGUGGUGUAAAUGUCCCAGGAAUUUCCAUGCAUAUUGGAGUGUACAAGAUCUGGCUAUCAGAUAGUCCAGCUUCCAUGAAAGUACAUCACUGUUUUGUCAGUAAUUUCAAGACCUGAUCCACAGCUGUGAUAUCUUGCAUUCAGCCAUCUUGCACUGAUGGCAGUAGCUUUGGGUCUGGCCACUUUUAUCUGUCAGUACAUCUCUAGGUCUAUAGGUACAGUCACUUUUAUCUGUCAGGUGAGCUAGCAGAUAGGUACUUUCAGUGAUUUCAGGGCAGAUGCAUGAGUUGGUGAUGAAAAUAAACAUACAGAUAGGUCCUAUCUCCUCCAUGUGUGUUUUCUAGAGGCUGCAUUAAGGUACACAUAAUGAAAAUGAGGUACAGAAAUAUUUAUGCAGGAUAUAUUGACAGGAUAUGCCAAAUGGAAUCUCUGAAACGCACAUUUUUAAACUUUUAAUUUACUUUGGAUAAUUAAGCAAUAUGGUGGAUUUUGUUUGUAUUUACAGUAUUCAAAAAGAUGAUCUGACACUGCAUUCAUUACUUUGCUAUGUAAUUUGAUACUGAUAAAUAAAAAAUUGUCAUA
Ficedula albicollis (Collared flycatcher) is the source of this 2066-nucleotide messenger RNA. It is a transcript of the gene ADK, whose product is annotated as adenosine kinase. Gene Ontology annotation, biological process: purine ribonucleoside salvage. Gene Ontology annotation, cellular component: nucleus; cytosol. NCBI's taxonomy places the organism in Eukaryota, Metazoa, Chordata, Aves, Passeriformes, Muscicapidae. The transcript has 11 exons. Gene Ontology annotation, molecular function: adenosine kinase activity. Bases 39 to 1085 code for a protein of 348 amino acids. The record is from RefSeq and is a predicted model, not a curated record.